AUGUAUGCCAUUUCAUAUCUACAUAUACGUCUGUCUAUCUAUUUCGUUCUUCAUAUCUAUCAUUGUUCAUAUCUAUCUCAGUCUGUUCAUAUGUAUUUUAGCCUGUUCAUAUCUAUCUAUCUAUCUAUCUAUCUAUCUAUCUAUCUAUCUAUCUAUCUCAGUCUGUACCUAUUUAUCUAUCUAUUUUUCUGCCUGUUCAUAUCUAUCUAUCUAUCUAUCUAUCUAUCUAUCUAUCUCAGUCUGUACCUAUUUAUCUAUCUAUUUUUCUGCCUGUUCAUAUCUAUCUAUCUAUCUAUCUAUCUAUCUAUCUAUCUAUCUAUCUUUCUCUAUCUGUACCUAUUUUUGAAUCCAUGUAUGCCAUUUCAUAUCUACAUAUACGUCUGUCUAUCUAUUUCGUUCUUCAUAUCUAUCAUUCCUGUUCAUAUCUAUCUAUCUAUCUAUCUAUCUAUCUAUCUAUCUAUCUCAGUCUGUACCUUCUUUUUAUCAAUUUUUUCUGUAUGUUCAUAUCUAUCUAUCUAUCUAUCUAUCUAUCUAUCUCAGUCUAUAUUCUUUUUAUCAAUUUUUCUGCCUGUUGAUAUCUAUUCAUCUAUCUAUCUAUCUAUCUAUCUAUCUAUCUCUAUCUUCCUUUUUGAAUCCAUUCUUCUGUUCAUAUGUAUUUUCCUGUUCAUAUCUAUCUAUCUAUCUAUCUAUCUAUCUAUCUAUCUAUUAUCUAUCUCAGUCUGUUUUAUUUAUUCUCUAUUUUUCUGCCUGUUCAUUUCCUUCGUUAUCCAUUCUAUCUAUCUAUCUAUCUAUCUCAGUCUGUACCUAUUUAUUCAUUAUUUUUCUGCUGUUCAUAUCUAUUAUCUAUCUAUCUAUCUAUCUAUCUAUCUAUCUAUCUAUCUUUCUCUAUCUUUACCUAUUUUUGAAUCCAUGUCGAUGAUUCUAUCUACAUUACCUGUUCAUUUUCUUCUAUCUAUCUAUCUAUCUAUCUCAGUCUGUACCCUAUUUAUCUAUCUAUUUUUCUGCCUGUUCAUAUCUUCUAUCUAUCUCAACAUCUAUCUAUCUAUCUAUCUUCUAUCUAUCUCAAUCUGUAUGCAUUUAUCUAUCUAUUUUCUGCCUGUUCAACAACAAAUCUACCAAAACUAUCUAUCUAUCUUUCCAUCUCCUGUUCAUAUCAUCUUCAUCUAUCUAUCUAUCUAUCUAUCUAUCUCAGUCUUCCAUUUAUUUCCAUUUUUUGCCUGUUCAUCUUUCUUCAUCUUUUAUAUUCUUUUAUCAAUCAUUCUGUAUGUUCAUUCGUUCAUCUAUCUAUCUAUCUAUCCAUCUAUGUAUCUAUAUUUUUUUUUAAAUCAUUCUGUAUGUUAUCAAUGUCUAUCUAUCUAUCUAUCCAUCUAUCCCAUUAUAUUUAUCUAUCUAUCUCUCUAUAUUCUUUUUAUCAAUUUCUGGGUUUUAUUUCUAUCUAUCUCUUAUUUUUUUAUCAAUCAUUCUUUUUUUUAUUAUCUAAAUAUAUAUUUGUUUAUCCAUCAUUCUGUAUGUUCAUAUUUAUCUUUUCUAUCAUCUAAUCUAUCUAUGAUCUAUCUAUCUAUCUAUAUUCUUUUUAUCAAUCAUUCUGUAUGUUCAUAUCUAUCUAUCUAUCUAUCUAUCUAUCUUACCUUUUUUAGAUUUUAA
Messenger RNA from Acanthosepion pharaonis, 1644 nucleotides. NCBI's taxonomy places the organism in Eukaryota, Metazoa, Mollusca, Cephalopoda, Sepiida, Sepiidae. The record is from the annotation of a GenBank genome assembly.